AUGACUACCAGACGACAACACCAGCCUGGACUCCACAAUCUCGAGAUCCGCCAGCGGCCCCGACAUUCUUGGCUACAGACAGUCUGGGGCGCUCUCUUCUUGGUCGUGUUUCUCUUCGCAUGUGUAGUAAUCAAUGCCUCGCAAUUCGUCUUCUUGCUACCGCUGAAGCUCUUCCCGUUUGCCUGGGCCGACGCCGUGUACUUUGAGGGCAUCCGAUGCAGCAAGGGAGCUUUCGGUGCACUUAUCGUUUUGAUGAGCCAAUUGUUUGCCCCGACCAAGCUGAUGAUCACGUUCGAGAAGGAGGGACAAGGCCGACUUACAGACGAGGAAAUUGACGCGCUUGUCGAACGAGGCAAGGGAGGCCGGGUUGUGGGACUACAUCUUCCCCAAAGGGCUGUGCUCAUAGCGAACCAUCAGGUGUACGCGGACUGGUGGUAUGACUGGUCGCUGGCGUACUUCAUGGGGACCCAUAAAGAUGUGUAUAUUGUACUCAAAGAUAGUUUGAAGUGGAUACCAAUCAUCGGUUGGGGCAUGCAAUUAUUUAAAUUCGUCUUCCUCAAGCGGUCAUGGGCGUCGGAUCGUCUCCACCUGUCCAACAGUCUGUCUUGGCUGGGACGUCAGGCAGAGAAGCGGGAUGUCCCGCUGAUGUUCAUCCUAUAUCCUGAAGGCACUCUGGUAAGUAAAGAUACAAGACCUUUAAGCAAGAAGUUCGCGGACAAGAUGGGGAUUCCGGACAUGAUGCACACACUUCUUCCUCGCUCAACAGGACUCCACUAUUCCCUGCGUUCCCUCUCACCUCGUGUACCCACUCUACGGCUAAUUGACAUUACGAUGGCAUACCCAGGCAUCCCACCGUUUGGAUACGGUCAAUCCUACUACACAUUACGCUCAAUAUUCCUCGACGGCGUACCUCCUCCCACCAUUCAUAUGCACAUACGGUGCUUUGAUGUGGCACGGGAGGUGCCUAUAGGCGACCUAUCGGCUAGCAACCCCAAUGCACUCCCUACUUCAUCCCCCGGAGAACACACACUAGAAGUAGAAAUCCCUGAGGCUGAGCGAGACAGAUUCGAUCUAUGGCUGCGAAAUCUGUGGCGCGAGAAGGACAGGUUGCUGUCCCAGUAUCUCGACACGGGCUCUUUUGUGGGCACGAAAGAGUUGCAGCUCAACGUUCCACUCAUAUUGAGGCGCAGGCGCGACUUGUUUGAUGCGUUGGGCCUCUUCAUGCCAGUAGUGGUCUUUUGGGCAUGGUGGAGACUUAUUUGA
Fibroporia radiculosa is the source of this 1263-nucleotide messenger RNA. RefSeq lists its product as uncharacterized. Gene Ontology annotation, cellular component: endomembrane system. The transcript is spliced from 6 exons. Bases 1 to 1263 code for a protein of 420 amino acids. NCBI's taxonomy places the organism in Eukaryota, Fungi, Basidiomycota, Agaricomycetes, Polyporales, Fibroporiaceae. The record is from RefSeq and is a predicted model, not a curated record. Gene Ontology annotation, molecular function: acyltransferase activity.